AUGGACGAAUGUUGUAUGUCUACUCAACAAAAGGAACAACACAGGAUACAUGUUGAAAUACAAAGAAUGCUUCGUCGUGAUGAAGAGAAAUCCCGCCGUGAAAUAAAGUUGCUUCUCUUAGGGACCGGGGAAAGUGGGAAGAGCACUUUCAUCAAGCAGAUGAGAAUCAUCCAUGGAUCUGGAUACACAGAGGCGGAGAGAAGAGGCUUUGCUCGUCUCGUGUUUCAGAACAUGGUCACUGCCAUCCAGGCACUGAUUAGCGCAAUGGGGAUGUUACACAUCGACUACUAUGACGGCAAUAACAUUGUCCUGGCGGAGAGGCUGAGCCAGCUCCAAGUAGACCAGGUGUCUGCUCUGGAGCUCUGGCAGGUGGACGCCAUCCGCAAGGUGUGGAGCGACCAGGGGGUCCGCAGAGGCUUCCAACGCAGGAGGGAAUUCCAGCUCUCUGACUCCGCUGAAUACUACCUGAGUGAUUUGGACAGAAUCACUGCUCCGUCGUACGUCCCCACGCUGCAGGACAUUCUACGAGUCAGAGUGCCCACCACGGGUAUCAUAGAGUACCCCUUUGACAUGAAGAAAGCUAUUUUCAGGAUGGUGGAUGUGGGUGGCCAGCGCUCGGAGCGGAGGAAGUGGAUCCAUUGUUUUGAGUCCGUAACCACCGUUAUUUACCUUGUUGCCCUCAGCGAGUACGACCAGGUCCUCUUUGAAAAUACGAAGGAGAAUCGACUGGAAGAGAGCAAAGCUUUAUUCAGGACUAUUGUCUCCAACCCCUGUUUCCAAGAGACCCACUUCAUCCUCUUCCUCAACAAAACAGACCUGCUGGAGGAAAAGAUCCCGCAUUCCAACUUGGCGGAUUAUUUCCCCACGUUCAGAGGGCCCCGGGGAGACGCUGCUGCAGCCAAGAAGUUCAUCCUACAGAUGUAUACGGACCAGCACGCCGACCACAUCAAGACCCUCUACCAUCACUUCACCUGCGCCACGGACACGGAGAACAUCCGACGAAUCUUCGUUGACGUCCAAGACAUUGUCAUGAAGAUCAACUUCAACCAAUUCAACUUAACAUAGUGACUGAGAAAGAUUGGGAGUCGUUUUUUGUAUUUGUUUGG
This is a messenger RNA of Gadus morhua (Atlantic cod), 1106 nucleotides long. Its product is annotated as guanine nucleotide-binding protein subunit alpha-14-like. Gene Ontology annotation, biological process: adenylate cyclase-modulating G protein-coupled receptor signaling pathway. Gene Ontology annotation, molecular function: G protein-coupled receptor binding; GTPase activator activity; G-protein beta/gamma-subunit complex binding. The record is from RefSeq and is a predicted model, not a curated record. Gene Ontology annotation, cellular component: heterotrimeric G-protein complex; cytoplasm. The transcript is spliced from 7 exons. The coding region runs from base 1 to 1065 and encodes 354 amino acids. Lineage: Eukaryota; Metazoa; Chordata; Actinopteri; Gadiformes; Gadidae.